UAUAUUUUGUUCAUCUUCAUCGUAUUUUCUGAAAUCACCGCGUCGUUAGGAUUUUAUGGAUGAAAUAAUAUUGUUUAGAUGACAAACGUGACUAUAGAUAUAGCUAUACUCAGUUGAGUAAUACUGAUAUAUCACCCCAAUGCGUAGCAGGCGUUUCGUUUGUGCCGGGGUGACGCAAUAAAUACCUGUCUAUAAUAAUUGUAGCUAAAAUUCCAGGAAAUUAACGGAAACAUUAAGGAAAAACUAAACAAAUAGCGGCACAUGAAGAAAAAAUACAAUUAAAAUAAAAUCUCCAGGAAAAUUAUUAAUUAAGAAGAAAAACUCCCCGCCGCCCCUGGAUACGUAUAGGUUAUAAUCAACCUCGUUUCUUGGACAUUUGUAAUAUUUAUUUGUCUUUAGGAUUCAGGUUGAACAAUAAUUAUGUGAUGAAAAACGUAUCUGCAAUAUCUGUGGUGUUCUGUGGCUUCCAAUGUUUAGAUGAAAAAUGUUGUGCAUCAAUCACAUACCACGAAGAGCACUCAUCAGAAACAUACAAGAAAAAUUGUCAGUUAAAUAAUGUUUUUUCUUUAAACUAUUCUGGAUCUUUGCUCCGAGACGAAAAUGCUAAUUAUUAUGAACUUGUGGACAAUGUAAGUUAAUAUACAGUAUAUGCAUCACCCAUUUAAAUUUUCUUUAAAAGCAACCCUGAACUUGACUACUUGAGAUUAACCAUGCAUAUGCAUGUAGCACCAAAUUUGACUUGAAUUUUAAGUAAGUAACAAUACAGAACCAUAUUGUUUAUUUGCAAUGACGUAAUUUUGGGAUUUCAGUAGCCUGCGUAGCAGGCGUUUAGUGCGGGCGGGAGAAAAGAGGGCGUCGUUUGAGGAAACGCCUUCCCAAAUGGCUAUGACAAAUUUGUUCUUGAAAUUUUUCUCUUGAUCGAAAAAAUUUCGUCAAUCUCGUUAACGGAAGUAAUUACGUAACUCAAAUGUCAACAAUAAUUUUGCUCGCAUAUCGAAUGGCAGACAGCCGUAUAUUUCUCAUAAAAAUAUGCUUGUUAAUGCUUUGGAGGAAACUCUUUCUUAUAUUUCAAGUAUUUUAAUUAGCUUCGAAAUUCAGUUGAAACCAGAACAGAGAAAAUCUAUUAUUAACUUGCUACGUGGUGAAGACGCCGGUCAUCGCGAUUCUUGAGGCCCACCAAGGGUGUAACCUAGGCCGCUUGUCACUAAUUUUGUAGCUGCUUUGUCGCUUGUUUUAUUGUAACUGAUAAAUGUCGCUGUCACUUUUGACCCAUAACACAAAUCGCAAUUUGUCGCUUUUUCCCAGGAAAUUGCCCGAGGAAAUUUUUAAAUUUAGAGUCUCUGAAAUGCCAUUUCCUGGACUUUGGGGAAGAUUUGACAGAAUUCUGAUGGUCAGAAAACAGCGUUUUCGUAUGUCGAAAUUUACAAUUUAGUAGUACUAAAUGGGCGAAGGCGUAUUUAUUAACUAUAUAUUGGAUAAGUUGCAGGAAAAUAUGGGUAAUAUCUUCAUUUUUUGCAGUUUGUCAUGGAUUAAAUGACAAAUGCCUGCAUGAUUUUGAAAAAAGAAUGAUUAUUAGCAAAUUAUCGGGGGGCUGCAGCCCCCCAGCCCACCCCCGGUUGCUACGGCCCUGUGAUAAAGUUAUUGAACAUACAUGUUUAACUGUUUUAUUAAUCCUUGACUUGAUGUGUAGACAUUGGACCGUUGCUGUUUCAUUACGUGUCAACAUGAAGGACAUUGCAAUGAAAUGACUGAGAAAUGUUUGUGUAAGGCAGGAUUUUGAGGAAGCUUCUGUGAGAUAUGUAAGUUCUUAAAUUCAAGUGUUUUUAUGUCUUCACUUCGUAUCGAAGUCAGCGGUUUGACAUGCUUAUUCAUUCAGUUCUUUUAUAUACAGUGGUGAAGUAUAUCGCUAUUCUGAAAUUUCCAGUUCAAGUUUUACGCGAUCGACUUGUUCAUGCAUACAUGUACAUGGGCGAUGGUCAUUAGCUUCAUAUACAAAUCUUCGUAUUAAAACGGUUUAGUAUACUGUAAGUAUAUAAGUGUAUAACCAUUCCUGUUCGAUCUCCUAUCAAGAGGGUCCUGAAGGGGUAAAAUGGGAACUGGGAUUGAUCUAAUUUUAGACUGGGAAAAUGGGAUUUGGGUUGCUGGGACUGGGAUUUGGCUACUGGGAAUGGGAAAUGAAGUCCUCAAAAAUGGGAAUGCGAUUGAGGUAAUGCGAGUCGAUUCCCAAUUUUUCUACAUUUUAAGUGUUUUAAAAUACAAUUUUGAUCCGUUUUCAGUGUCUUUGGUCAUGAUUUUUGUUGUUAAUUAUAUUAUUCACAGCACUACCUGCGAACAGGCAUACUCUGGCGCCCGGAAUUCUGGGUUUUCUGAUUAUGCGUGUCUCAGAAUGCUGCAAAUGCCAUUUCCGGGAUUCAAAUUUAAAAAUUUUCUGUGCCUUCGGCACGAGCCCCCCCGAUAUUUCAUAAAGUGUCCACCACUUCCACACACGGUGGCUUAAAAGGUCUUAAAACUGUUUAUUCUACCGAUAAAUAAAGGGUUGUUUAUUACUGGGAUUUCAAUAACUCGGACUGGGAUUUCUAAUGAAAAUCCAAUUGGGACUGGGAUUUUGCGAAAAUUUCAGGUGGGAAAUGGGAUUGGGACCCCCCCUUCAGGACCUUCUAUCAAGCCACUGACUGAUUGACAUUGUGACAAAUUAAAGACAAACCAACUCAACCCUCUGUCAGAGAAAAACGAAGAAAAAGUUAUUUCAAUGAUCAUUCUAAAUUAAAAUGAUUUUAAUGGUUUGAAACCUAUGAUUUUUCUGUUAUAAAACGAUUCGCCCCUUGUGAGGUAAUCCGGAAUCCGACUUUUUGUUGGUUUAGGAAUCCGGAAUCCAGAGUCUUGGAAUCCGGAAUCCAGACAGUGGAAUCCGAAUCCAAAUAGCUGAGGAAUCCGUAAUCCAGAGCCCAGUUUGUUCUGGAAUCCAUUCAUGUUUCAUUAAUUUAGAAAAAAAAACCCGUAAAAAUAUAAAAAACAUUGCUAACCAUCUCCUCUUUUUUUUUACUCCAGGAAAUAUGUUCAGGCUCUUUCAAGUUUCAUGACCAAAUAGUCCAAAUACAUGAAAUUUGGGAAACUGUUUGCGCCCGCUCGGUUUCCGAUUACUAGCGCGUGUAUACACAUUCUUAUGUACCGUUUGCAUCUACGACGCGGUCGUGGAAAGAACUGUAACUAUUCCCAUAGUUUCACUACACGGAUAAAAAUUAAACAAAGUCAGAGACACAAGUGAAUUGGUAAACAAAGUCAAGCUGCAUACAAUAAAACUGGAUUUCAAACAUUAGUUUUAUGUCACGUCCGCGUCGUAAGCCUUGGGCAAACUAGCAAACAUUGUUGCGGAAACACUGUGAUUCGCCAUGUUUCCUCAAGUGUUUCUGUGUUUGUCACCCGUAGAAACAUCGUUGCAGAAACACAAUUUGCUUCCCGAGAAGCAGAAAUGUUUCCUAUCAAAUUCAGAAACAUUUCAUGCUUCCCAAGUGCGAUUUUUGUUGCGGAAACAUUGUUUCCUAGUGUUUGUCCACCUUGGGAAACAUGGCGAAACAUUGGCAGGAAACAACGUUUCCUAGUUUGCCCAGGGCUGUAGAUUUGGUGCAUCUUAAGCUCGUGCAAGCUUAAGCUCGUGCAUCUUGGUGUAUCUUAAGCUUUUGAGUCGACUACGAAACGAAUUUUCGGACUUGGACAUGGGGAAACAUUUCAAACACAGUAAGGAAUCAAAUGAGAAAAGAUGUGUAUUAUUUUCUUGUCAAUCUUGUUUUAUUUUAUUUAUAUAUACUUGGUACCUACCCAACUAGACACUGACCCGUUUAUACAUUUACAUUAGAAUAAAAUGCCUUUUUUUAAAUUUCGCAUCAAUUAUUUGAAACACUGAAGGACGUUUACAUCAAAUCGAGCCUGUCAAGCCUGCAGUGUUUGAUACAAAAAUAGUGCGCCUCUCCGUUUUGAAACGUUAAAUUACACCUAUAAGUUAUGUCUCCUAUAUAAAAUUUAUUAUUAAUUAGUUGCUUGUGAACAUUUUAACAAUUUCCUCGAAAAUAAAUGCUAUUUAGUACUGUGUGACUUUGCAAUACACAAAAUAAUAAAUUGGACAGGACCGUAGCGAGGAGGGGGUAUUGGGGGGGGGGGGGGUUACACCUUCCCCCCACUUUUUUAGAAUUAACAUAUUCGGAAAAUCGGGUUGGCCAUUCGGAAAAUUAGGUCAAUAAUAGUAUAGCAAAAUUUUAGUUGUUAAACAGAGAAAAUAUAAUAUAAUUGUAGUAUCAGUAUAAACUGAUUUACGAAAUCAUGGCAUUUACAUGGAUAACAUUUAACAAAUAGUAAAUCGGUAUUUAACCUUUAUUUAAUUAACCUAUCAUUUAACCUUUAAAAUACUGAUAGUUGAUUAAUUUUAAGCGGCUACAUUAUCCAUGACAGACUACAAAGAAUCAUAUUACCCAUACUCCUGCAAUUUCUCCAAUAUCUGAUAGUUAAUUAAAUAUUUACGCCUUCGCCCAAUUAGUACUACUAAAUUGUAAGCAAAUUGUAAAUUUCGACAAAUUAAAACACUAUUUGCUGACCGUCAGAAUUCUGUCAAAACUUCCCCAAAAUCCAGGAAAUGGCUUUUCAGAGACUCUAAAUUUAAAAAUUUCCUCGGGCCUUAGGCCCUCGUUCUCUGCCCCCAAAUCAAAAAGAGCUCCCUACGCCACUGCAAGCUCUGUAAUACGUCUAUGCGUAAAACAUGCGUUUACGUCUAUGCGUAAAAUACGUCUAUGCGUAAAACAUUUUUGUUUGUACAUAGCGUCUUCAUUUUCGUGGCUUCACAUGCCAUGAAAUAUUCGGAAAAUGUUUUCGUCACUUCGGACAUUUUUGUCCCACACCUUCCCCCCCCCCCCCCCCCCCCCCCCCCACACACACACACAACUAUACAUGCUAGUUACGGCCCUGAAAUUGGAAUCCGGAAUCCACUAUAGUUUAGGAAUCCGGAAUCCAAGAUGUAGAAUCUGGAAUCCAAGGAGUUGGAUCCGGAAUCCAAGCAGUGGGAUCCGGAAUCCAAAUACCUCCUGGAUUACCUCACAUGGGGCGAAACGAUAAUCACAUUCUCAACUGUACAGAUAAACGAUCCAUCUUUACAGCGCCAGUGAUCCACUAGCUAUACUGUAUAUGCUGCAGUUGUGUUAGAAAUUGGGACCGAACAUAAAGGCAUAGCACAAUAUUUUAUAGUAUAUUUUAUAUUUUAUAGUUUUAAAUUUAAAAUUUCUAAUAUUAUCACUAUGGGUUUACAAUAUGGUGAUUGAUAAAAAUCUAUCUAUAUAUCAUAAUCUAUCCUAUAUAUUCUGUGUGUCUUGCAUAAUUUUAUGAGGUAACUAGCCAAAUGUCAGGAAGCGACAGUGAUCGCAACUGAUAAAUGCAUGUCAUCCUUCCUGUUCACAGUGAACCUUCAAUUCCUAAUACUAACUCUCUUGACAAAGAGCGUCUGACGUAAAUCUCAAUGAUUUAUAUUUUCACAUGGAGCAGUUAAUUGUGACGCGUCUUAAUAUUUUUAGAUCCACAAUCGUGCUUGGAAAUCAAAACUCUGAAAAACGAGUCAAGCUCAGGAGUAUAUUGGAUACAAGUUAAUACCUCAGGCGGAGCGAACGAAAAUACAAUCUUACCAUUUCAAGUAUAUUGUGAUAUGGAUACACACGGAGGGGGUUGGACACUAGUUUAUUCUUACACAUUUACAAAUUAUGAUGACUUCUAUAAUGACAAUAAUGCCGUAACCCCCCGUCCAGCAUGGUAUGCUCCAGACGCUGAUGUUGAGAUCUCUAAUGUUGCUCCGUUGAAUGAAAUAGCAUUAGGAGCCAUGGAUUUUGAACUCUGGCAAAAUGUUGGAGAGGAAUUCUUAAUCAAGUCAAACAUUAACGACUGGAUUGUUUGUGAACCGGAUGGUGGAAGCUUAGUCCGUGAAGUCGAUGGAUCUCUAUCGUGCAUAAAUAUCAAGAAUGUCGCGACGGCAUGUGAAGGAGUUGAACCAUAUCGUAUUACUAAACACAGCUGUGGACCACGCAUAUAUGCAGCCACCUCAUUUUAUCGAUUUGAUGGAUCAAAGGAGAAAUGCUAUCCUGUACACGACCCCUGCAACUCAGGAGUUACUGUCAACGAAAAGAAGAAUGUCAGUAAUCCUGGUGGAAAUAUUUUUCUUAGAUGA
Paramuricea clavata is the source of this 6196-nucleotide messenger RNA. The record is from the annotation of a GenBank genome assembly. Lineage: Eukaryota; Metazoa; Cnidaria; Anthozoa; Malacalcyonacea; Plexauridae.